GCGGAUGGCGGCGCUGGACGCCCCGUCUUCAGCCUCCCGACGCUUUCCUCCCCCAAAGCCAUUUUAGUCAAAGGUCAUGUGUGUGUCUUGUCAAAGGCCAGCUUCCAAUGGAAUCAUUGUCCCCCGGGACAGCGGCCCCCUGACUACAUCUGCAUUGGAGAAAUCCCAAAAGCAAACGGCCCAGUGCAAACAAGAGCAGUCCGCAGCAGCCGCCCCGGGCCCAGUUCCCAGGUCGCGGGGCUGCAGCCGAGGCCGCGUUCGCAGAGCCCGGGCCGGAGCAGGCGCCGAGCCGCCCGCAACAUGACCCGCCGCGCCGAUCGGAUAACAUCCCUGUUCACUUUUGCCAUUGGAGUCAAUAUCUGCUUAGGAUUCACUGCACAACGAAUUAAGAGAGCAGAAGGAUGGGAGGAAGGUCCUCCUACAGUGCUAUCAGACUCCCCCUGGACCAACAUCUCCGGAUCUUGCAAGGGCAGGUGCUUUGAACUUCAAGAGGUUGGACCUCCUGAUUGUCGCUGUGACAACUUGUGUAAGAGCUACACCAGUUGCUGCCAUGACUUUGAUGAGCUCUGUUUGAAGACAGCUCGUGGCUGGGAGUGUACUAAGGACAGAUGUGGAGAAGUCAGAAAUGAAGAAAAUGCCUGCCACUGCUCGGAGGACUGCUUGGCCAGGGGAGACUGCUGUACCAAUUACCAAGUGGUUUGCAAAGGAGAGUCCCACUGGGUUGAUGAUGACUGCGAAGAAAUAAAGGCUCCAGAAUGCCCGGCAGGGUUUGUUCGCCCUCCAUUAAUCAUCUUCUCUGUGGAUGGUUUCCGCGCAUCAUACAUGAAGAAAGGCAGCAAGGUCAUGCCUAACAUUGAAAAACUAAGGUCUUGCGGCACACAUUCUCCCUACAUGAGACCGGUGUACCCGACUAAAACCUUUCCUAACUUAUACACUUUGGCCACUGGGCUAUAUCCAGAAUCACAUGGAAUUGUUGGCAAUUCAAUGUAUGAUCCUGUAUUUGAUGCCACUUUUCAUCUGCGGGGGCGAGAGAAAUUUAAUCAUAGAUGGUGGGGAGGCCAACCGCUAUGGAUUACAGCCACCAAGCAAGGGGUGAACGCUGGGACAUUCUUUUGGUCUGUUGUCAUCCCUCACGAGCGGAGAAUAUUAACCAUAUUGCAGUGGCUCACCCUGCCAGACAAUGAGAGGCCUUCGGUCUAUGCCUUCUAUUCUGAACAACCUGAUUUCUCUGGACACAAAUAUGGCCCUUUCGGCCCUGAGAUGACAAAUCCUCUGAGGGAAAUUGACAAAACUGUAGGGCAAUUAAUGGAUGGACUGAAACAACUCAAACUGCAUCGCUGUGUCAAUGUCAUCUUUGUCGGAGACCAUGGAAUGGAAGAUGUCACGUGUGACAGAACUGAGUUCUUGAGUAAUUACCUAACUAAUGUGGAUGAUAUUACUUUAGUGCCUGGAACUCUAGGAAGAAUUCGAUCCAAAUUUAGCAAUAAUGCUAAAUAUGACCCCAAAGCCAUUAUUGCCAAUCUCACGUGUAAAAAACCAGAUCAGCACUUUAAGCCUUACUUGAAACAGCACCUUCCCAAACGUUUGCACUAUGCCAACAACAGAAGAAUUGAGGAUAUCCAUUUAUUGGUGGAUCGCAGAUGGCAUGUGGCAAGGAAACCUUUGGAUGUUUAUAAGAAACCAUCAGGAAAAUGUUUUUUCCAGGGAGACCAUGGAUUUGAUAACAAGGUCAACAGCAUGCAGACUGUUUUUGUAGGUUAUGGCCCAUCAUUUAAGUACAAGACUAAAGUACCUCCAUUUGAAAACAUUGAACUUUACAAUGUCAUGUGUGAUCUCCUGGGAUUGAAACCGGCUCCUAAUAAUGGGACCCAUGGAAGUCUGAAUCAUCUUCUGCGUACUAAUACCUUCAGGCCAACCAUGCCAGAGGAAGUUACCAGACCCAGUUAUCCGGGGAUUAUGUACCUUCAGUCUGAUUUUGACCUCGGCUGCACUUGUGAUGAUAACAUAGAGCCAAAGAACAAGUUGGAUGAACUCAACAAACGGCUUCAUACAAAAGGGUCUACAGAAGCUGAAACCAGGAAAUUCAGAGACAGCAAAAAUGAAAACAAGGAAAACAUUAAUGGAAAUUUUGAACCUAGAAAAGAGAGACACCUCCUCUAUGGGCGACCUGCAGUGCUGUUUCGGACGAGAUAUGAUAUUUUAUAUCACACUGACUUUGAAAGUGGUUAUAGUGAAAUAUUCCUAAUGCCACUCUGGACAUCGUAUACUAUUUCCAAACAGGCUGAGGUCUCUGCUAUUCCUGAGCAUCUGACCAGUUGUGUCCGGCCUGAUGUCCGUGUUUCUCCAAGUUUCAGUCAGAACUGUUUGGCCUACAAAAAUGAUAAGCAGAUGUCCUAUGGAUUCCUCUUUCCUCCUUAUCUAAGCUCUUCACCAGAGGCUAAAUAUGAUGCAUUCCUUGUAACCAAUAUGGUUCCAAUGUAUCCUGCUUUCAAACGGGUCUGGAGUUAUUUCCAAAGGGUAUUGGUGAAGAAAUAUGCUUCAGAAAGAAAUGGAGUUAACGUGAUAAGUGGGCCAAUCUUCGACUAUGACUACGAUGGCUUACGUGACACAGAGGACAAAAUCAAACAGUACGUGGAAGGCAGCUCCAUUCCUGUUCCAACUCACUACUACAGCGUCAUCACCAGCUGUCUGGAUUUCACUCAGCCUGCCGACAAGUGUGAUGGCCCUCUCUCUGUGUCCUCCUUCAUCUUGCCUCACCGGCCUGACAACGAUGAGAGCUGCAAUAACUCAGAGGAUGAGUCGAAAUGGGUAGAAGAACUCAUGAAGAUGCACACAGCUCGGGUGCGUGACAUCGAACAUCUUACCGGUCUGGACUUCUUCCGAAAGACCAGCCGCAGCUACCCAGAAAUUCUGACGCUGAAGACAUACCUGCAUACAUAUGAGAGCGAGAUUUAACUUUCUGAGCAUCUGCAGUACAGUCUUAUCAACUGGUUGUAUAUUUUUAUAUUGUUUUUGUAUUUAUUAAUUUGAAACCAGGACAUUAAAAAUGUUAGUAUUUUAAUCCUGUACCAAAUCUGACAUAUUAUGCCUGAAUGACUCCACUGUUUUUCUCUAAUGCUUGAUUUAGGUAGCCUUGUGUUCUGAGUAGAGCUUGUAAUAAAUACUGCAGCUUGAAUUUUUAGUGGAAGCUUCUAAAUGGUGCUGCAGGUUUAAUAUUUGCAUUGAGGAAAUAUUAAUUUUCCAAUGCACAGUUGCCACAUUUAGUCCUGUACUGUAUGGAAACACUGAUUUUGUAAAGUUGCCUUUAUUUACUGUUAACUGUUAACUAUGACAGAUAUAUUUAAGCCUUAUAAACCAAUCUUAAACAUAAUAAAUCAGACAUUCAGUUUU
Molecule: messenger RNA, 3390 nt
Organism: Cebus imitator (Panamanian white-faced capuchin)
Lineage: Eukaryota; Metazoa; Chordata; Mammalia; Primates; Cebidae
Gene: ENPP2
Product: ectonucleotide pyrophosphatase/phosphodiesterase 2
Exons: 26
Coding region: 301-2955 (884 amino acids)
Biological process (GO): phosphatidylcholine catabolic process; immune response; estrous cycle
Molecular function (GO): nucleic acid binding; phosphodiesterase I activity; polysaccharide binding
Source: RefSeq, a predicted model, not a curated record